Molecule: messenger RNA, 3362 nt
Organism: Notolabrus celidotus (New Zealand spotty)
Lineage: Eukaryota; Metazoa; Chordata; Actinopteri; Labriformes; Labridae
Gene: mat2aa
Product: methionine adenosyltransferase II, alpha a
Exons: 9
Coding region: 220-1410 (396 amino acids)
Biological process (GO): S-adenosylmethionine biosynthetic process
Cellular component (GO): methionine adenosyltransferase complex; cytosol
Molecular function (GO): methionine adenosyltransferase activity; ATP binding
Source: RefSeq, a predicted model, not a curated record
AUUGGCUGCAGGGAAACAACUUAAAAGGGUCUGGAGAAGUUGCAGACAGGUAACUACAGCUGUCUAAGCCACUCUACAGUCCACCCGGCGAGAAAGACCCAUCAGCAGUGUGGUAACUGUGUUUGCGUGAGCAGGAGACUUAGACUAAGACUGAGGUAAAGACGUCCAGGUGUCUGUUUCUGAGCGGCUAGCUUGUUGGCUAACACUGUAGAGGGGAAAAUGAACGGUCAGCUGAACGGUUUCCACAACAGCUCUCUUUUUGAUGAAGACUGCUUCCUCUUCACGUCUGAAUCAGUCGGCGAAGGACACCCAGAUAAGAUAUGCGACCAGAUCAGUGAUGCUGUGCUGGAUGCUCAUCUCAGACAAGACCCAGAUGCCAAAGUAGCAUGUGAGACUGUCGCUAAGACUGGGAUGAUCCUGCUGGCGGGGGAGAUCACCUCCAGGGCCAACGUGGACUACCAGAAGGUUGUCAGAGACACAAUCAAACACAUCGGCUAUGACGACUCCUCCAAAGGCUUUGACUAUAAGACCUGCAAUGUGCUGGUGGCUCUGGAGCAGCAGUCCCCUGACAUUGCACAGGGUGUUCACCUGGAUCGAAAAGAAGAGGACGUAGGAGCCGGUGACCAGGGUCUGAUGUUUGGAUAUGCCACUGAUGAGACUGAGGAGUGUAUGCCCCUCACUGUCGUCCUGGCUCACAAGCUCAAUGCCAAGAUGGCUGAAUUGCGCCGUGAUGGAACUCUGCCGUGGCUCCGACCUGAUUCCAAGACACAGGUGACUGUACAGUACAGACAGGAUCGAGGCGCCAUGAUACCGCUGCGUGUACACACCGUCGUGGUCUCCGUGCAGCACGAUGAGGAUGUGAGUCUGGAUGAGAUGCGUCACUGUCUGAAGGAGCAGGUGGUGAAAGCUGUGAUUCCCAGUGGGUACCUUGAUGACGAAACCGUAUACCACCUGCAGCCCAGUGGACGCUUUGUCAUCGGAGGACCUCAGGGUGAUGCUGGUCUGACCGGGCGGAAGAUCAUCGUAGAUACUUAUGGAGGCUGGGGAGCUCAUGGAGGCGGAGCAUUUUCUGGAAAGGACUACACAAAGGUGGAUCGCUCUGCGGCUUAUGCUGCCCGCUGGGUGGCAAAAUCUCUGGUGAAAGCUGGGCUCUGCAAGCGAGUGUUGGUCCAGGUGGCCUACGCGAUUGGAGUUGCACAUCCACUCUCUAUCUCCAUCUUCCACUACGGGACCUCUCAGAAGAGCGAGAAGGAGCUGCUGGACAUUGUGAGGAGGAACUUUGACCUCCGUCCAGGAGUGAUCGUGAGGGAUCUUGACCUGAGGAAGGCCAUCUACCAGGGCACAGCAGCUUAUGGCCACUUUGGUCGUGACGUCUUUUCAUGGGAGGUGCCCAAGGUGCUAAAAUACUGACACCCCUCUCUAAAGUCCACGCAGGUGUUCUACAGAUAAACCUGUCUGUUGCUUAGAUCCCCUUUUCUUCACCUCUUCCUCUUCUUCCUCAAACACAGCCACAUCAUCACAGCCUCUCCCAAAAAACAAGCUGACCCUCCUCCACCUGUUAGUAUUGUACACAUGUCAAAGGCAGAACAAUCAUAUGUCAGAUGCCAAGAUAUUAAAAUAUAUAUAUGAAAUAUUUAUAUCAGAUUUUCUCAAGGACCAUGUUAGUAUUUACCACCAGUGAUGGUGUUUUUUAAGAAGAUAUCUAGUAUUGCUCAGCUUUUCAAAUUGAGAAUCUCAAUGCAGUUUAGGCAACGUUAAAUUUCCCAUUUCACCUAACCUAGAUAGGUUAAUGGCAGUUCAGCAAAGCACUCUUCAAGUGUAAAGGAAAUCUGCAAUUUUUUUCUGUGUGCUGUCCCUUCAGGCCACUUUUGUUCUGACGUUUUACAGAGAAGUCAGAAGCUGCUAAUGACCUUGUGGUUUUGUUGGGCUGCACCGUGAAACCACUCCAUAUUUGUAACUUAUUUUGUCAGUUUAAUGUCAAGUGAAUGUUCCAGAUGAUAAAUGUGUCAAUGCUCUAUCUACCAAAAUAAAGACGAGGUACACUUCUCCCCCUUCCAGAGAGCGACGCUGGGUGUAGCUACAGAGAAACCCGGGCUCCGUUGCCUCUGGGAAGGGAGUGCCUUUAUCCUGAAUCCACACUUUACUUGAAAUAAUUUAAACUAUGGAACUUAACUACUGUGGGACUAAAGGCUCGGUCAGGGAAGAAUGUGUGGCACAUGUCUUGUCAAGUUUUAGGUUCUGAACUUCAUGCACACAAACAGAGAGUCUUGGCACAGGCCAGCAAGACAAGGAGCUGAAUGUAGGACACAGUACUACUGCUUAUGUCUUCUUAGCAUUCUUACAAACAAGGACUUGGGAUCAGAUGUGUUACUUAGCGCUUGUGGAUUUUGACUAUUUUGAAUCUUGCUCAGCACAUUGGUUGUUAAAACUAGAUGAGACUUCUGCUGUUUUUACAUGCACAAGAAGUUCCAAAUGGAUAUUGAGUUUGCAGCUAAAGUUUUUUUUUCUGAUUCCCUGAUAAAUAAGUUAGAAAAGUACCCAUGUUUGUUGAGGUAUCGCCUCUUAUUGCUCUUUUAAGACUAAUUAGCAGCCUUAGCUUGCCUGCAUAGAAAUAGUGUAAAGAUCAGUCCCAGGGACCCUUGCCAGAUUCAAGCCUGAUACCAAGUAUAAACCUUUGAAGCUUCCCCAGUUGCACAUGUAUCCUGACAAUCCUCACUGUAAGCCUGGGUGACACUGGUGCCUGGUCUAAGCUGUGUUUACUUCGGGUGUCUUUCAAUGUCUCCAUUAUGUUGCUAGGUGGCAAUGUUUCCCCAUUUAUAAUACUGACAUAAGAUUUAUUUUUUCACUCUGACACUUAUAUCUCGUCUGAAGCUCGUCCCCACUGGCACCACCUUGUGGCUUCAUUACUGUACUGCAGACAAAUCUCAGAGAAGAGCCUUAAUGUAGAGUGAGCCGGGAACAUGCUAGGUUAUUCUGUUUGUGCGAUUCACAUUCUCCCAAAGACUUUUUUUGUACUACAUGUUUGUAUCCUCACACUCAUGCACAGGUGACACAAAUGAUCGGUUGGUGUUGUACAGAGAAACCAGCCUGUUUACAUUGUCUCCUGUGAGAGUUCUGAGGAACUUUUUUCUGUUUGUUACUUUUUUUUUAGUAAAUGGAAGCAGGUCUGUCAGAGUUGUUGCUGAAUGUGUAAAAGUGGCUUUUCUAAUAACCUGCCCCCAAAUAUCUCACCCUGCCCCCUUCCCUCCUCUGAUUUCUGUCCUGCAAAAUCUCCAUCUUCAAUGAUUCUACCUGAGGAGUCUGAUUUGUUGAGUGUCUCUUUCAAACCCUUCAAAUAAAGUUCACCUUCCUCUGUGCUCAUG